AUGGUCCUCUACGUCAUUGGGCUGGGCCUGUGGGACGAAAAGGACAUUACGCUGCGCGGGCUCGAGGCGGUGCGCGGCAGCGUCGAGGUGUACCUCGAGUCCUACACGUCGAUCCUCAUGUCCGAAGGCUACCACGGCCGGCUCGAGGCGCUGUACGGCCGGCCGAUUGUGCUCGCCCACCGCGAGGUCGUCGAGCUGCAGGCCGACGACAUCCUCGCCAAGGCCGCCGAGGCCGACGUGAGUUUUCUGGUCGUGGGCGACCCGCUGAGCGCGACGACGCACACGGACCUCAUCCUGCGGGCGCGCGCCAAGGGCGUCGCCGUGCGCAUCAUCCACAACGCCAGCAUCAUGACGGCCAUUGCCUCGAGUGGCCUGCAGCCGUACAACUUUGGCCAGACGAUCAGCGUGCCCUUCUGGACCGAGGCAUGGCGGCCCGACAGCUGGCUCGCGCGCAUCGCCGAGAACAUGGCCAUCGGCAACCACACACUCGUCCUGGGCGACAUCAAGGUGCGAGAGCAGAGCCAGGCGGACAUGGCCAGAGGCAUCGAACGGUACCAGCCGCCGCGCUACAUGCUUGUGCCCCAGCUCAUCACCCAGCUCCUCGCCGCCUCCCAGCACCACGCCGGUGCGGGCGCAGAAGGCAACGGGCAGCCGGUGCUGUCGGCCGACAAGACAUUGGCCGUGGCGCUGUGCCGCAUGGGCACCGAUUCGGAGCUGAUUGUGUCAGGCACGCUGGGUGAGCUGCUGGCACUGGCGUCGCCUUCGGUCGACGAGGCGCGCGCGGACGAGGCCGAGGACGACGCCGAUGAGAUGGCCAGCGAGGAGCAGCUCGACGAGCGGCGUGCCCAGCGUGCUGCCGCGCGGGCCGUCAAGGCCUAUGGCCCGCCGCUCCACAGCCUCGUCCUCGUCGGCCACCGGCUGCACCACCUCGAGCGAGACUAUGCGGGCAUGUACAAGGCCCCGGGCAGCCGCUGGGACGAGGUGGCGAGGGAUGUGUACGGGGUUACCAUCGAGUGA
Molecule: messenger RNA, 1017 nt
Organism: Acaromyces ingoldii
Lineage: Eukaryota; Fungi; Basidiomycota; Exobasidiomycetes; Exobasidiales; Cryptobasidiaceae
Product: putative DPH5-diphthamide methyltransferase
Exons: 2
Coding region: 1-1017 (338 amino acids)
Biological process (GO): protein histidyl modification to diphthamide
Molecular function (GO): diphthine synthase activity
Source: RefSeq, a predicted model, not a curated record